AUGGAAGGAUACAACGGCGCGACUCGACAGAAAUGGCAAGUACCGACUUCAAGAAGCGACAAGAAUGAUCUGCCCACUGGCGUUCCCUUGCCUUAUUCCGCCACUGAAACGAAUCCACCGACAUCAGCACAAGAACCUCAACCUAGCAUGGGGAAAAGGGAUGGGAGUGUCAAUUCUACCUCUGGAGCACACGGUCCUGCGGCUUGUCUUCAUGAGGAUCUCAGGGUGUUGGGGCUCCGAGGGCGGAGGGCGGUUGCUGCGAGGCGACCACCUGGAAGAGUGGAGCUGGAGAGGCAACGUGCUGAGAGAGAGCGUGCUGAGAGAGAGCGUGCUGAGAACGAGAUUCCCGAGUUGGAGUUGGAGUUGAAUGGGAAGGCUGGAGGGAAAGCAGCUGGAGAAGUUGUUGAGAGUGGCUAG
Messenger RNA from Lecanosticta acicola, 417 nucleotides. The record is from the annotation of a GenBank genome assembly. Lineage: Eukaryota; Fungi; Ascomycota; Dothideomycetes; Mycosphaerellales; Mycosphaerellaceae.